AUGGGGGAUACAAAAAUAUCCUCGGAUCACUAUUUACUUACUCCCCCCCCCCCCCCUCCGUGAGCGAACAAAACCAUUAGAAAAAUCGCCAUUUUUGACCAAAAACCCCACCCUCCGUGAGUGAACAAAAAUUUUUUUAAUAGAAAAAAUUUUAAUGGAAAAAAAUUUUGAUAUAUAAGUGAUAAUUAGUAUAAUGAAAUCUAGAGCUAAUUCUGUUUAAUUUUAAACAAAUUGCGUUUUAAAAACAUAAAUUUUGCAAAUUAAAUUAAUAUUUGCUUCCCAAUUUUUGCAAAUUAGGAUUUUUUUAAAUUUCGAAAAAAAUAUUUUUUAUAAAAUUUAUAUAUAAAUUUUUUUUUAAAAAAAAAAAUUAACCCCCCUCCGUGAGCGAACAAAAUUUUUUUGUUCGCUCACGGAGGGGGGGGGGGGGGAGUUAUAAUAAAUAUGAAGAAGAUACCAGAAGGAAGAAGAUGUCAAGGCGUUUCUAACAGGGUUUCGAAGGUCAGAAAACACGCUCUUCACAAAAUAUUAAGGGAAUCAAACGAAAAAGCUAAUUCAGAAGCAAAAGAAAGCUUAACCCCCCAGAUGAAAGAAAAUAAAAAUAUAAAAAUAUUUUUUUUAAAAAAUUCUAUUGGAAUCGACGACUAUUUAAUAACGAUUAUUUUUAAACUUUUUUGAUUUAUUUGCCUUUGAAAUAUACUGCCUAUUUCGAGUUGAUUUUCAAUCAAUUUUUCUCUAUUGUUUCUACUGAAGUUAUAUUAUAAACUUUUUGGAUUAAAAAAAUAACCAAGAACAAAAAGGACAAAAAAAAUAGUCAUUAAAAAAAUAGCUUCCAUGCGGAGAACCUUUUUGAAAGGGGGAGUUAGAAAUUAAAUUAGGAGACAAUGAUGAAGAAAUUGGAGAAGAGCAAAGAAAGAAAAUUGAAAAAUAUACGGGAAUCAUUUGCUUACUCCCCCCCUCCGUGAGUGAACAAAAACCAUUAGAAAAAUCGCUAUUUUUUGCCCAAAAACCCACCCUCCGUGAGUGAGCAAAAAUGUUUUUAAUACAAAAAUUUUUUACGGAAAAAAAUUUUGAUAUAUAAAUGAUAAUUAGUAUAAUGAAAUCUAGAGCUAAUUCUGUUUAAUUUUAAACGAAUUGCUUUUUAAAACAUAAAUUUUAUAAAUUAAAUUAAUAUUUGCUUUCCAAUUUUUGCGAAUUAGGAUUUUUUUUAAAUUUCGAAAAAAAAUUUUUUUUAUAAAAUUUAUAUAUAUAAAUUUUUUUAAAAAAAUAUUUUUUAUAAAAAUUUUAUAUAUAAAUUUUUUUAAAAAAAAAAAAAUUAACCCCCAUCCGUGAGUGAACAAAAUUUUUUUUGUUCACUCACGGAGGGGGGGGGAGUUAGAAUAA
This is a messenger RNA of Blepharisma stoltei, 1380 nucleotides long. NCBI's taxonomy places the organism in Eukaryota, Ciliophora, Heterotrichea, Heterotrichida, Blepharismidae. The record is from the annotation of a GenBank genome assembly.